Durusdinium trenchii is the source of this 831-nucleotide messenger RNA. The record is from the annotation of a GenBank genome assembly. NCBI's taxonomy places the organism in Eukaryota, Dinophyceae, Suessiales, Symbiodiniaceae.
AUGGACCUCAGCGAGACCUCCUUGGUGAGCCGGGUCUGCCAAGGCGAUGGCUCUCUGAUCCUGUCGACCACACAGGCAACAUUGAUCGAUCAGAUCAAUAGUUUUCUGAGUCUCAGCUUCGACGAGUUUCAACCCACCUUCGGGCAAACGGGCACCUUGCUUUGCAUGCUAUGUAUUUUGCUUUGGGCCUUGUGCGUUUACAAGGAGUAUCGGAGCGUUUGGUUAGCCCUGGAGGCGAUUUGGCAAAUCCCUCGAAGCUGGUCGACCGACUUCCGCCACAACCGCUUUUACAGCAUCAGCAAAGGUCGUCUAAAGCUGGUACUCUUCACCUUGCUUGCGCGUGUCCUCAUCGCCUCGUUGCUUCUGGGCGCCGGGAUCCGCUGGCUGGCGCAGACCACAUCCAUCACUGAGCCUUGCUCGGAACUGAUGCUGAAUGCCGUGGCCUUGAACGCCAUCUUAGACGUGGACGAGUUCCUCUUCGCAGGCUUCACACCCAUCACGAUCCAACUGGCAGUGCAGAAUCUGGAGCCCUUGAGGAUGAAGUACAGCCGGAGGCGGAGCCAAGCAGAGUCGCUGUUCCUCUUCUGUUUGCUCUUAGCCACCUUUUUGGUGCCCUACUUUUCGCUCAUUCAGCCAUUGGUGGAGUCCAUGGUGGCGGUGAAGUAUGAGCUCUGUGGGGGCAACCAGUCCUUCGUGGUGGCGCGGAAUGCGGAGCGACCCAUGGGGGUGGAUUGCACAUGGGCCAGGUGCUUGGGACUUUGGCACCAGUGGCCGGAAAACCCCCUGAUCAUUGAAACAAAGCUGUCUAGGGGUGGAGGCCAUCGCUCUUAG